Messenger RNA from Etheostoma cragini (Arkansas darter), 3760 nucleotides. Its product is annotated as carnitine O-palmitoyltransferase 1, liver isoform-like. Bases 200 to 2548 code for a protein of 782 amino acids. Lineage: Eukaryota; Metazoa; Chordata; Actinopteri; Perciformes; Percidae. The record is from RefSeq and is a predicted model, not a curated record. Gene Ontology annotation, biological process: fatty acid metabolic process; carnitine metabolic process. Gene Ontology annotation, molecular function: carnitine O-palmitoyltransferase activity. The transcript has 19 exons. Gene Ontology annotation, cellular component: mitochondrion.
GCCACUGCGCGAUUGCGACAUUUCCGACAGUCGCUGAAGGCGGCAUUAGCUCCAUCCAGGAGAGCGCAGCAUCUGUAGUACAGUUGUUGAGUGGAGACGGCCGACACCACAGCAAAAGACACUGGAGCUUGGUCGUCGUCAGAAGUUAGUCGUUUUCCUGCUAAUCUGGAUCCUGGGAAUUUCGUAAACAACAGGCAUCAUGGCGGAAGCCCACCAGGCGGUGGCCUUCCAGUUCACGGUCACGCGAGAGGGCAUUGACCUGCAGCUGUCCCACCAGGCCCUCACUGAGAUCUACCUCUCCGGUGUGCGCUCGUGGAAGAAGCGUAUAAUCGGACUCAAGAACAGCGUGAUAACGGGGGUAUAUCCUGCCAGUCCUUCCUCCUGGCUUUUUGUGGUCAUAGCAAUCCUGGCUACUAUGUACACACGCUCCGACCCCUCCAUGGGACUCAUAGCCAAGAUACAGGAGCACCUGCCAGUCAGCCAGUCUAUGAGCACCCAGUUCCAGACGUUGGUGUCAGCAGUGCUUUUCAGUACCAUGCUAUGGCUCUUGCUCAUCUUCACCAUGCGCAUGUGCCUCAAGAAGCUGCUCUCCUAUCACCGCUGGAUGUUCGAGAAGCACGGCAAGAUGUCCACCACCACCAAAGUCUGGGUGGCUCUAGUGCGGAUCUUCUCUGGCAGAAAGCCUCUGCUCUACAGCUACCAGGGUUCGUUGCCAAACCUGCCUGUGCCUGCCAUCAAGGACACAGUCAAGAGGCACCUGGAAUCAGUGCGUCCGCUGAUGGAUGAUAGGGAGUAUGAACACAUGACCAAGCUGGCGGCAGAGUUUGAGAGCAGCCUCGGCAACCGCCUGCAGUGGUACCUCAAACUCAAAGCUCUCUGGUCCACCAACUACGUAAGUGACUGGUGGGAGGAAUAUGUCUAUCUACGUGGACGUGGCCCAAUAAUGGUCAACAGUAACUAUUUUGGCAUGGACUUCAUGUAUGUGACGCCCACACCCAUCCAGGCAGCCAGGGCGGGCAACAGCCUUCACGCAUUCUUCCUAUACCGCCGCAAACUCAACAAAGAAGAGCUUAAACCUAACCGUAUACCAGGCACUGUCAUUCCUCUGUGUUCAGCUCAGUGUGAGAGGCUUUUCAACAGCACACGCAUUCCUGGAGAGGAGACGGACACGGUGCAACAUUGGCAGGACAGUGACUACAUAGCGGUAUACCACAGGGGUCGCUACUUUCGUCUAAGGGUGUACCAGGCAGGCAGACUCCUGUCGCCCAGGGAGAUCGAAUUCCAAAUUCAGAGGAUCCUUGAUGACCCUUCACCUCCUUCCAAAGGAGAGGCCAAACUGGGGGCCCUGACCGCUGGAGACAGAAUUCCAUGGGCUAAAGCCAGGGGGAAGUAUUUCAGCAGUGGGGUCAACAAACGCUCCCUGGACUGCAUAGAGAAAGCGUCCUUCUUUGUGUCCCUGGAUGAUGACGAAGACGGCGUGACGGCAGAUGACCCGGCCAGUCUGGAUUCCUACGCCAAAUCCUUGUUGCAUGGGAAAUGUUACGACAGGUGGUUUGACAAGUCCUUCACAAUCAUUUACUUCAAGAAUGGAAAAAUGGGUAUCAACGCAGAGCACUCGUGGGCUGAUGCCCCGGUGGUGUCACACUUAUGGCAGCACGCCUUGUCCACAGACUGUUUCCAGCUCGGUUACAAUGCAGAGGGUCACUGCAAAGGAGAAGUGGAUUCAUCACUACCACGACCACAGAAGCUGAACUGGGAAAUCCCUCCAGAAUGUGAGGAGCAGAUCUCCCAGUCUCUAGCAGUGGCCCAGGCCCUGGCUAGCGAUGUGGACUUGCACGUUUUUUCCUUCCAAGACUUUGGCAAAGGAAAGGUCAAGAAGUGUCGAGUCAGUCCAGAUGCCUUCAUUCAGAUGGCUCUUCAGUUGGCCUACUACAGGGACCAGGGGAGAUUCUGUUUGACGUACGAAGCCUCCAUGACGCGUCUGUUCAGGGAGGGCAGGACAGAGACUGUUCGCUCCUGUAGCAAUGAGAGCAGUGCCUUCAUCCGGGCGCUGGAGGGUGGAGAGGCAGCAGAUGUGUGCAGGCGUUUGUUCCACGAAGCGACAGAAAAGCACCAGCAUUUAUACCGCUUGGCAAUGACCGGAGCUGGCAUCGACAGACACCUGUUUUGCCUCUAUGUGAUGUCCAAAUACCUCGGAGUGGAGUCUCCUUUCUUGAAAGAGGUGCAGUCCGAGCCGUGGCGGCUGUCCACCAGUCAGUCACCAAUGCAUGUGGAGAUGUUUGACCUCGUCAAUCACCCAGAGUACGUCAGCUGUGGAGGGGGCUUUGGACCGGUGGCUGAUGACGGUUAUGGGGUGUCCUACUCUGUUUUGGGAGAGAACAUCUUGUGCUUCAACAUUGCGUGCAAGAUCUCAUGUAAAGACACUUCAGCCCAUAAGUUUGGUGCACAAAUCAGAAAAGCCCUGCGCGACCUGCUGCAGCUGCUGAUCCCCAACCAAACAGAGUUCAAGACAGAGGAGAAGCGGCCAGAGAUCAAGAAAGACCUGUAGUCGGUUACUCCGGAGAAAAGGAUGCUAAAGGGAAGGUGUACAAGUGUAAAUCUUACACUAUGAAGUAAGGAAAGCCCGGUUUAUUUUCCCUCAUGCAUUUGGAGAAUUUGAUAGCCACACAGAGGAUUUUCCAGUGACAGCUCAAUGGGGGAACUGAUAAAACGGAGGCGAUGUUUUUACUAAUAUGCAUCUAUAUUUGUGUGUGUCUAUUGUCCGGGUGAUAGGUGUGUGAGAAGGAAAAAGGUCCAUGGAUUAACAAGAAGUGUUACUCAAGUACAUUAAGGUUUAUGCGUUUAGUUUUAACAGUCAAACCUUUGGAAGAUAUGUUAGUUAUUUAUUUUUUUUUUACAUGUUUUGAUUAUAAUAAAAAGGCCAGUACAUAUUCCAGCACUCAAGGUUAGGGUAGAAAUUGCUAAACACUUAGUAAUUUAAAAUCAAUUCAAGUGCAUUAUGUUUUGACACCACUAAGUGUGCCACACUGUUUGUGCCACUAAUUCUCUGUUAAAUUUGUUUUAUAGCGUAUGAUGCAUUUAUCCUCUCAGCGCAGUAGCUCAGAGAGGAAACAUGCAGGGUUCUUCGGAUUCUACCAUCUAAAUGCAACAUUGCUGUAACGAUGAAGCCACAUAUUUUAAAAUCUCGGAAGUCUGUGACUUCUCAGUGUUUACUUAUUAUGUAUAAAUCUGCUUUCUACAAAAAACAACAUGAUUGUAAUGCUGUGCUGAGAGUACCCGGCUGUUUAUACAGGAAACAGCAGUAGGGAAAUGACAUUGCUCUACUUAAUUCAGGUUGGCAUUACUCUUUGACUGGUGUUAUAUUCAGUGCCAGCUCACCCAGGCUGUAUUCUCUAUUUCAUGGUUUUAAACAUAUUAAAAAUGUGCAUACAAAUAAUGUAGGUCAGUUUAUUGUUCACUGGUCAGUAGGAUUUUCUGUUAUGAACUCCAGUUAUUUCACUGCCUCUAUAAAUCUGUUUUGUAAUUAUUAUUACCACUGGAUUAUUAAAGAAGUGUCGUAACAAUGCAAGCUAUAUUUAUGAACGUCAUGUUUAGGUAUUCAGUCGUGAGCAGUGUUGCAGGUCAGAUGGUACCAGUGACACAGAAUCCUAUUAUUCUUUAUUGAUUAUUGCCUUUUUGGUUUUCAUUUGAGCUUGUCUUGUUGUAUUAAUAUGAUCAGCAUUUGUAAUGCAAUAUUAUGGGGGCACAUAAAGUCAUUCUU